GCCGUACAUAAUUUAAGCAUCUGUAUUUAUACCCAAAGUCAAAGGUCCUAAUAGUCGAACACUUAAACAAAUUUUGUCUAAUCAAUUUUUUAAGUUAUACAGCAAGCAUUAGCAAAACAAGCUUACAAUAUACUGCAUGUAUAGUACUACAAGAUUUUGCUUCAGUUUUGUCGUAAGUUGAAUCACACAAGUGCAUAUAAAUAAGUCUUGCAUCCAUCUACUCAAGUUUAGUUUAUCUUAUAGAAUCAGAACGGGAACAUUAGCUUUCAAUAAGUUGCUGCUUACGAAAUGGCAAAAAUUUUGAAAGAGUUUUUAGAAGAGUCAAUAGUGAUUUUUUGGAUAAUUUCCUUAGUGUCAUGCCAAUUAAGCUCAUUUCCUGAAGAUUUUAAGUGGGGAGUCGGUACAUCAAGCUAUCAAAUUGAAGGUGGCUGGAAUGCUGAUGGAAAAGGGGAAUCAAUUUGGGAUCAUUUAACUCACACCCAGUCAGAAAAGAUUGUAGACCAGAGUAAUGGUGACGUCUCGACGCAUAGUUAUAAGCAUUGGAAACGUGAUAUAGAAUUAGUUCGAGAAUUAGGUGUUGACAUUUAUCGAUUUUCAAUCUCAUGGCCAAGAAUAUUACCAAAUGGAUAUAAAAAUUACAUCAACAUAGCUGGGAUCGAGUACUAUAAUAAUAUCAUUAAUGAGCUGCUUGCAUACAAUAUAACCCCGAUGAUUACUAUUUAUCAUUGGGAAUUGCCACAGAAACUUCAAGACGGACUCGGUGGAUGGACAAAUCCUGAGAUAAUUGAUGUCUAUGCUGAUUACGCGAAAAUUUUAUUUGAGCAGUUUGGUGAUCGAGUCAAGAUGUGGACGACAUUUAAUGAACCUUGGCAUAUCUGUGAACAGUCGUACGGACAAGACUACAUGGCGCCAUCCUUUGAUAUUCCGGGAAUUCCUUCUUAUUUAUGUGGCCAUAAUUUGCUGAAAGCACAUGCUAAAGUUUAUCACAUGUACAGGCAUAAAUUUAAACAUCAGAAAGGUACGAUAGGUAUAACUGCAGACAUUAUUACGCCUCAUCCAUUAAAGCAUAAUGCAAAUGAUUACGAAGCGGUCGAGAGAAGCUUUCAGUUUUAUAUUGGCUGGUUUAUGCAUCCAAUUUACUCCAAAAUAGGAAAUUAUCCAAAGAUAAUGAUUGAACGAAUUAAGGAACUGAGUCGUCAACAGGGUUUUUCAAAGUCUCGAUUGCCGUCAUUUACUGAUCAUGAAAUAAAAAUGAUUCAGAAUACGUCAGAUUUCUUUGGAAUUAAUACGUAUACGUCGUUCCUAGUUACACUUAAUGAUGAUGAUAAAAAUCCAGCUAAAUAUCGUGUACCAUCGUUUCCACAUGACAUGGGAAUUAUUGAGUCACAAGAUAUAAACUGGGAGAAAAGUGGAUCGUCUUGGCUUAGAGUACAUCCACAAGGAAUACGCCACAUGUUAAAUUGGAUACGAAAAGAAUAUGACAAUCCCGUCGUUUACAUAACAGAGAAUGGUGUGAGCGAUAAAGGAGGAUUGAAUGACGUAAAACGUGUCGAGUAUUUCAAUUCAUAUUUAACAUCUAUUUUAAACGCAAUAAAUGAUGGAUGUAAUGUCAGAGGCUAUAUUGCGUGGAGUUUAAUGGAUUCUUAUGAAUGGAAAGCUGGAUAUUCUGAAAAAUUUGGUCUUUAUCAUGUCAAUUUUGAAUCACCUGACAAAACCAGAACACCGAAAAUGUCAGCAAAAGUGUACAAAAAUAUUGUAAAGACGCAUGAAAUUGAUUCUAAUUACAUGCCGUAUAUUGAUGACAAAUCAGGAGCUACGUCACUUAAAUUGUCAAUUCCAUCAACGAGUAUUUUAAUCAUUUUAAAUGCUUUGAAUGCUGUCAUGAGGUAAAAUCGUCAAUUGACUUUUAUUUGUAUACAUUGUUGCAAUGCUUGAUAUUGUCACAUUUUAUAAAUGCAAUAAAAUUUGCGUCUGAAGGACAUAGGGAACACAAAAUCGUUAACUUUCGUUAAUUUUAUCAAAAUCGAUUAUAAUUUUUUUAUGAUUUGGUACAAAUUGUCGGUAUUUGAUGCCUGCUGCAUCUAAAAGUCUCUUUGAGGCAACUGUAUGUGGUUUUUCAGCAUGCUUGUCAGAACAAAAAACCACUUCCUUAAUUCGUGAUUGAAUUAUAAUUUUUGAGCACUCGUUACAUGGAAAUAAGGCAACAUAUAAGGUACAGCCUUUGACAUCGAUACUAUUUUUGUUGAGAAUUGCGUUAACUUCAGCAUGACAUACAUACAUGUACUUAUUUUUUAGUGGAUCAUCAGAAUUCUUUGACCAAGGAAAAGUGUCAUCGCUGCAUUUUAUGGGCAAUCCAUUGUAUCCAAUUGCUACAAUUUUUUUGUCGUCGUCAACAAUGCAUGCACCAACUUGAGUCGCUGGAUCUUUACUUCUUUGUGCUGCCAAGAAUGCAAUCCCCAUAA
Messenger RNA from Chironomus riparius, 2462 nucleotides. Lineage: Eukaryota; Metazoa; Arthropoda; Insecta; Diptera; Chironomidae. The record is from the annotation of a GenBank genome assembly.